GCGCCCUGUACCAGGGGCACGUGGGAGAGCUUGGGAGCAACCUUUGGAAGCCUGUGCACAGGGAAGGCUGGCAUGGCGGCCUCUGGAAGCCCCUGGCAGGUGUCGGGGGAGGAAUGGAGGGAAAACACUGGUUUGGGGAUGAGUGCCUGACGCUGCUGGUUCCCGCAGAGAGCUGGCAGCCGAGAUGGCAGCGGCUGCUGGGCGAGAUCACCUUCCAGCUUGACCGCCGAAUCGUCCACAGCGUCUUCCCCAACGCGGAUCGCUACCGCGGCUUCAGUGCCGCCACCAUCCCCGAGGGAAUCGUGGAGAUGGUCGAGGAGACGGAGCGGGGAGCUAGCCGUGAUCUGAGCGUGGCCGCAAUCUGGAACUAUGAGUUUGUGAUGAGGCGACUGUGGGCACUGGGCUACGUCCCCGAGGUGCACUUGCCCGCAAUCGAGGCCUUCAUCAACACCUACGGCCGCCUGGAGCGGUCGUACUGGUUCCCGGCCGAGCCAAACGUGGCCUUCCUGCGCCACGUGGUCAGCCAGGAGGUGCCGCCGGAUCUGCGGCCCAACGCCAUGGUGCUGCUCGAGUGCCUGCUGCAGCUGGCACAGGAGUACGGGCAGCCCCUCUUCUGCUACUGAGCGGCUGUGCCAAGACAUGAGCCCUGUCCCGGCUGCGCCUGCAGCAGCCGCCGCCUGGUGCCACGCAAUAAAGCUGUGGGUCUAUCUCA
Molecule: messenger RNA, 712 nt
Organism: Colius striatus (speckled mousebird)
Lineage: Eukaryota; Metazoa; Chordata; Aves; Coliiformes; Coliidae
Product: speriolin-like
Exons: 2
Coding region: 114-623 (169 amino acids)
Source: RefSeq, a predicted model, not a curated record